Messenger RNA from Rubroshorea leprosula, 1856 nucleotides. The record is from the annotation of a GenBank genome assembly. Lineage: Eukaryota; Viridiplantae; Streptophyta; Magnoliopsida; Malvales; Dipterocarpaceae.
ACAUAAUUCCAUCUGCAUCCUUAGCCACACAGGGUUAGGGAGGCUACUUAGGAAUCUCCACAUCUUCUCUUUGGAACCAUUAACACCGGCGGCGCAGCCCGCUGUUUUGAUUCACCGGGAAAGAAGAUAAUUGGUUUGCGUAACCACAAUCGACAAAAUCCAGAAAGCCUGCUGCUUACUGCGUUUUUAUCUGAUUUACUACAAGGAAUAGAAGUAAAGCAUGGCUAGGGUCGUCUCGAUGGUUCAUUCAUCUCUUUUCUACAGAAACUCACUCUUUCAGCACAGGAAUGGUUUCAAAUGCUUCACCUUUAGCAUACCCUUUUCCACUGCUACUGCAUCGUCUCUUCCCGCGACUAAAAAGUGGAGACAACCGGCGGCUUCAGUGGUGGAGCUUGGUGGAGUCAAAAUUGCAAAAGAUGAUGUUGUGAGGGAUGACCCGACAAACAAUGUCCCAGACACAAUUUUUUCUAAACUUGGAAUGCAACUACAUAGAAGGGAUCAGCACCCUCUUGGAAUUCUGAAGAAUGCAAUAUAUGAGUAUUUCGACACCAAUUACCAGAACAAGUUUGAUAAGUUCGAUGAUCUCUGCCCAAUUGUUUCCGUACAACAGAAUUUUGAUGAUGUCUUGGUACCCGCGGAUCAUGUUAGCAGGAGCUACAAUGAUACAUAUUAUGUUGAUUCUCAAACUGUGUUGAGGUGUCAUACAAGUGCUCAUCAGGCAGAGCUGUUGAGGAAAGGACACACUAAUUUCCUUGUAACUGGAGAUGUCUAUCGUAGAGAUUCUAUUGAUUCAACCCACUAUCCUGUCUUCCAUCAGAUGGAAGGAGUUCGUGUUUUCAGUCCUGUUGACUGGGAGGCAUCUGGAAUUGAUGCCACAUCCUAUGCAGCUGAGGAUCUAAAGAAAUGUCUAGAGGGCUUGGCACGUCACUUAUUUGGUGCCGUGGAGAUGCGUUGGGUGGAUACAUAUUUUCCAUUUACUGACCCUUCCUAUGAGCUUGAGAUAUACUUCCAGGAGAAAUGGAUGGAGGUUUUGGGCUGUGGGGUGAUGGAGCAAGAAAUAUUAAGAACAAGCAAUAGACCAAACAAUGUUGCUUGGGCUUUUGGACUUGGAUUGGAGCGGCUGGCAAUGGUCCUCUUUGACAUACCGGACAUCAGGCUCUUUUGGUCAACUGAUAUGCGAUUCACCUCUCAGUUUUCCAAGGGUGAGCUGGGGAUCAAAUUCAAACCUUUUUCAAAGUAUCCUCCCUGUUUUAAAGACAUGAGUUUCUGGAUUAAUGAAUCAUUUACCGAGAACAAUUUAUGUGAAGUUGUUAGAGAUGUUGCUGGGGAUCUUGUGGAGGAGGUGCAAUUGAUUGAUAAUUUUACCAACAAGAAAGGUAUGACAAGCCACUGUUAUAGGAUUGCAUAUCGAUCCAUGGAACGUUCCCUUACAGAUGAAGAGAUCAAUGAGCUGCAGUUCAAUGUGAGAGAGCAGGCAGAGAAAAAGUUGAAUGUUGUCCUAAGAUGAGAGUUCCCCACGUGAGGGCCAUGUGUACCUAAAGUUUGCAAACCACAUUUUUCUCUAUUACUACUUUGAGGAAUCUUAUUGUCCAUCUUAGAAGAAAGGUUUUGAACUGGCAAUGACAUGGAACUCGGCAAUGUUCAGCUAGCUUGUCCAUCUUCAGUUUGAUAUAGUUCCUUAUUUCUAAUUGGUCUGGAGAGAAGUUUAACUAUUCAGAAUAUGAAUAAUAGCGUUGGUCCUCCUUGUAACCUCAUAAGCCGAUGUUUCUUUGCACUCUAUUUCAGUACACGCUUCAAUUUUAAGUUACAAAGUCUAUUGUUGCAGUCAAAGUGAUCAAUACAGAUCAAGUGAUUAG